CAACCUGAUCCAACUAUUCUGUUGAAUUCUAUCCAGAUUAAAUUCUCGAUCGACCUUGUAUCCGAUUUUUCGGUAAAAUGCAGUUUUUGGCGCGUUUAGAAAAAUCGGACCUUGGGCGCAUGGCUAUCCUGAGGGAAUUCAAAAUGGGAGUGGUAGCAAAUAAAUUGACGGAGAAGAGUUUAUAUAUAAUCUCGCCUAUUGUGAUCACCAGUUUAUUUUAGAAAGUAGCCUAUAGGUUUUUAUGUGUUUCGAAAUAUAUCCUGAUCCAAUUAAGUUCCCAAAGCAACGAAAUCAUGUAAAUAAGAUUUUAAAAUUGAUUUUACAGUGAACAUGCAGAACGCACACGUUAUCAGACAAGAAAGCAUUGGGAACCUAUUGUUGAGUUAUGACUGACAACAAAAACACAAACUGAAGGGCGAAGUUAUCAAGUACACUCCCUCUUUCCCCGUCACCUCGCUCCAUUCUCUAGCUUCUAUUUCUCUCUCACUCUCCCCCUUUCUCACUCUGUUUUUCUCAGUCUCUCUGGGUUUUAUUUGCUGCGGAUCUACUGAAAACGCUAUACAGAAUAAAUCGAAUUCAAGCGAAUAAAUAAAAGGAUAUGACAAGGAUGAAGGACAGUUUUGCUUCAUAAAGCGAGACGCUUUCUGAGUAUGAGAAAAGCAGGCGUCGUCCCCUCGAAGAUGUUCCAGACCUGGGGAGGUCUGGAGGGAUGUACAUUGAAGCGACAGUGAAAACAAACCGUCACACUUAAGGACGCCAGCUAGCUCUCUCUCUCUCUCUCUCUCUCUCUCUCUCUCUCUGUUAAUGCCUCACUGGUCUUAUUGUCUAUAUUUCUGUUCUAACUGAACGCCUGUGUGCAGACUCAUCGGGCAUUCGAUGGAUUUACAGUGGAUUUUAUAGACUAGUUCUGUAAUCCUUUUGUUUGGUUAUGUCGGUCCACUCCCAUCAGAUGUAUUAGCCUACUUGUAGCAAUCCAGGAAAAUAGCUUGAAACUUUUGUGGCGUGCGUGGUGACACCCGUGGUCUUGCGCGCGGAUUGCUCUUCAUCGCUGGAGGGAAGAAAUCUUUUUUCUUGCAUACGGGUCAAGUAGCUACAGUACUCUGCGUGUGCUCUUCACGACCAGCUGGAAUAAUAUGUCCUUUUCACUUGCGAGAGCAUUUCUGAAAUUAUAUAGAAAUUAUUUGUAACCACGGGCCAUAAUUUCGAGAUAUCGUUGUUCACUGUUACGUCUUAAUGGGAUCCUGAGUUUUUUUAUGUCCCGCUGCUUUAUUAUUAUUAUUAUUAUUUUUAUUAUUUAUUAUUAUUUGUUAUUAGAGUAGCUACACCUUUAUCAUUAGAUCGUGAUUAUUUUAUGGAUUCUUAAAAGCUCUAACAGAAGCGAUGUUACUUGUUAGAAUAUGUUAUAACGAGACGGUAAAGUUUGCAUGAGUAGGUGACAGGUGUACUUUUUUGCUUGUACACCUUGCUCACGACACCCUCAUGGGCACUAAACAGACUAAGGGAGCCGGGCCGGACCCCGGGUCCAGCCCACAGCAGAGCGGAUGGAAACGGACGCCGACCAAACAACGGGGCGAUAUCUUCGCCUCUUUCAUGCUGAGGUCAGGGGACAGGUUCGGUCGCGGCGGACCGCCACCUCCAUACCAGCGACGUAUCGGAAUGAUCCAAGAGAUGAUGGUGAUGGCUAAAGAGGGAAAGCAGAACGAGGCGACGGAGCUGCUUAAGACACUCCGACAGGAUCUGGGGAUGGAGUCGACCUCCCUGGAUGACGUUCUGUACCGCUACGCUAGCUUCCGCAGCCUGGUGGACCCCAUCACCCACGACCUCAUCAUCAGCCUGGCCCGAUACGUCCACUGCCCCAAAACGGAAGGGGAUGCUCUGUGCGCCAUGGAGAAGGUGUGCCGGCAGUUGACGUAUCACCUGAGCCCCCACUCACGGUGGAGAAGACAGGGCCUGCUGAAGAGGAAGCCCCAGGCGUGCCUAAAAGUCUUGCUGUCCGGCCCUCCCACGGGCGGGACGGUGGACCUGUCGGGGAUCCCGCUGGGGGUGCGGGAUGUGGAGCGUCUGAGCGCCCACCUCCAGCGCCACGCGGCCCGCGUGUGCAGCCUGGAGCUGGGCUUCACCGAGCUGACGGACGAGGCCUUCCUGCUGCUGCUGCCCACGCUGGGCGCCCUGCCGCGCCUGGAGACCCUGGCGCUCAACGGCAACCGGCUGACCCGCACGGUGCUCCGCGACCUCACCGACGUGCUCAAGGACCCCGCCAGCUUCCCCGCCGUCACCUGGAUCGACCUGGGCAACAACGUGGACAUCUUCUCCCUGCCCCAGCCUUUCCUGGUCAGCCUGCGCAAGCGCUGCCCCAAGCAGGGCAACCUGCCCACCAUCCUGGAGUUCGGGGAGAGCCAGGCCAGUGAGCCCGAGGGCAGGGCCGGCGCGGGGGUCGCCGGGGACGACGGGACCUGCACGGAGAGCACCGGGGAGCUCGGGUCCGACACCGAGGGAGAGUCGGACGCAGGGUCAGAGGGGCACGGGAUCGUGGAGAUGAUCGACCAAGAUAAUGAGACUUUAGGAAGGGGGGAGGAAGUGAUGGGGGAAGACGGGGCAUGGGGAGAGAGGGAGCGAUGGAGGGCGGAGGAAAAAGAAAGUGGGGGUGGUGGCGAUGAUGCGCGAGGAGAGAGAAAUGGAGAGAGGAAGGAAGAAGCUGAGGGAAAGGAGGAAAUUCCAACAUGCUCAUUUCAACACCCCUGUGCUGUCCAAUCACAGGAGACCCCUGGGCACAUUCAGCCAAUAGGAGGACAGGAGGGGAAGGGUUGGGCAACAAGCGAUCAGACCUGAAACAGCUUUUUUUUGAAGCUAUCUGCGUUUGGUGAGAUUUUUGAACUGAAAGGAAGGUAAAGGAAGAGGAAGAAGAGGUAUGGUAAGAAGACCCUGUCCCUUCCUAACCUGCCCAAGCCCGGAGUUCACCAAUGGAAUGGUAGAUUAUGAUAAAUAUAAUCCCUCCCAGUCUAUAUUAAAUACACAAAGUGGACAUUUGAAGAGAAGAUAGUGGAGUCAGGAGGAGGAUCGGGCAAAUCAUUAUUAUUAUUACUACCAUAUUAGUACACCAGGAUUGUAAACUGUAUUCUUAAAAAUAAGUAUAUUAUAAAUAUAGUUUGAGAUUCUAUGAAAUAUGUAUUUUUAGAUAUGAUUAUAUAUAUCCACUAUUGCAUCAAGGAUGUGGAACUUUCUGGAAGGUGUUUAACCCUGUGCUAAUUCACCUGUGCUAAGAAAAGCAUGUGUGCCUGCUGUUCUGACAACCUGCAUGCAUGGAGACACAGAUAGUCAGUCUGUGGUACUGGGGCCCUGUGUUCCUGAUGGGUUACCCAACAGCCCCAAGUGUUUGGUAACUGAUCCCUCCCCAUUUCCUAGUGGGGGGAAGCUGUCUGAUUGUGUGGUGGAGGCGUCCAGAGGGACGCUUUCUUAGCUCUUGAAGGUGGGGAAAAAAUCAGAUGAGUUGGGGAAAGCUGAGGCUUCAGCCUAGGGUGGUGCGCUGUGUUCUGUGGGGGGGCCUGCUCAUCCUGACCUUCAGAGUUUGGCUCCACCCCCAUGCAGCAAGGAGGGGAGGGGAGGAGUCUGGAGGAGGCCAUGCCACAGUCUAACAAAGAACAGGGGUAAGAACCGGAUCUGCCCCCCCUUUGGGGUAAGAAUGUGCAUUGGGCAUGAGGCCAGGGGGAAGGGGAGGGGAGGAGGGGGCUGCUGUGUCCAGAUGUGUCCGAGACACCGUACUGUGCCCACAGACCACGCAGACGUGGUUACAGUGCACUAGAUUUCGUUUGAGAUGUUUACCCUACGUCAUCUUAUUACUGCAUGAAUCAUGUCCUUUCCUCGUGUUCCCUGUUUCCACUUAAUUUAAGGCUGGUUCCUGCAGCUUGUUUGCUUCUAUUUUUCAUUUAGGUCCAUUGUGACAUUCAAAUUCAGAAGAGGCACACUUUAACCUUCUGUUAUCAAUGGCCUGCCACAGGAACUGCACUGUGUGAUUGGAUUGUUUGUUCAUGUGCAGUAAAAAGAUUGAAAAUGAUUUUUUUCCCAAUUUCUACUUACAGUAACACAAAAAGAUGUGUUUCACUUAAAAAUAAUCUUAGACAUGACUGUCCUCAAAAUAGCCUCCUUUGGCUUUAAUUACAAUUAAACAAAUUAUUGGAAUAUCUAUCUAUCCAAUUAUUUUGCAGAGUGGGAAGUGGAGGGGUAGUUAAACUGACUGAAAUCUGAUCUACCUUAAGUUUUUUUUAACCACAGGUAGCUGAAUAUCAUUGGCUUGUAGUGUAAGUAAAACAGGCACUAAAGUUGUGAUAAAAGGAAGUUAGGUUAGGCUUAGAUGUGCAGAACCAAGUAAUCACAUUGUGCCAAAGUUAUUCCCAGCCAGAAAUUGCAAAGAAGCUUAAGAUUUCCGGAUGCAUUGCUCCGUACACACUCAGAAUGGUCCAGCUGAUUGGGCAGUAAUGUUAACAGGAGAAGAUCGGGAAGAAUAAGAAUAACAUCGGAGGCAAAAGACAAAUAUCUUGUGGUGUCUAGCAAACUGCACCACAACUACAGGAAGAACUCAAUGCAACAAGAGAGAAACCAGUUUCACUGAAAACAGGGAAAUGGCAACUACGAUCUGCUGAUCUAAGGAUAUGUAUCUGCCGUUUCCCAAUCUUUAUUUGUCCAGUGUUGAAGCUGCUUGACUCUUUUCUUCUUGUUAAUAGCACGUAGCAAGGGCUUUCUCACAGAUACACAUCCAUUUAGACCUAGAGAUCGUAGCCGCCAUUUCAUUGCAGUCAGGGAAAAUGGUUUCUCUCUUGUCGCAUUAAGUUCUUCUUGAAGUUGUGGUGCAGUUUUACAAUAGUUUAUUUUGCUUGACAGCACAAGAUAUUUGUCUACUGCCCCUUAAUCUUCCUGGUCUUCUCCUAACAUAGACCCUUCUGAGUGUGUAUGGAACAAAUUAAACAAAAUGAAAAAUUGAUUAGGGAAGGACAUGUAGAUACGUGGGUAAGUGAAAUAAUUGUUUUAAACCCCAAAGAAAUCACAUACAAUACAGUGCAGUAUAGUACGUGCUGAUAUAUUGUAUUUAGCUUGUUGCCCAGGAAGCACUGGUGUCCAGAAAGCUGUCAUGCUUUGUCAGCUGGACAGGUCUGCUGAUUCCCACCCCCCCCCCCCCCCAAUAUAAGAGUCUGAAUAGUGAUGGAGUGAUGACAGAGCGCUGCCAGGAGAGAGGAGUCAUGUGUGCUUAGUUUUUGUGUAGAGAAAAUAGCCUGAAGUAGCAGAGUGGGCUGGGACUGCCUGAAAGACCCUCUGAAAAAUCUUUCUUCAAAACACCAUAUAAACAUACAGUAUAUUCCACUGAGCCCUUUCAACAAAUCUGAAAACUACAGCUAUUUAUUGCCUGUUGGCUGUUACAAUACUGUUAAAAGUAUUUAAGUCUAACCUUUUCCAAUUUAUUGCUGGCGGUGAAUCAUAUGAAACAAUAAGUUUACAAAUAGUACAGAACUACCUUCAGUAUGGACAUAAUAUUUCCCCUGUUUAUUUAGCAGUGACGGCACCUAGAGGUCUCUGUGGAGAUGUUGGUGGCUGGAGAUUACAGGAAGCAGAAACUGCCUGAACAACAAAUGACCCAUAUAUCUCCAUCAUUUUGAAAACUGGCCAAAGAAAUUAUUACUUACAAUGUGCAAAAUGAGCUUUUGGUGGGACAAUUCUUCAACGGUGUAUGUGUGUGUGUGUGUGGUGUCUUUGUGUGUGUGUGUGUGUGUGUGUGUGUUUGUUUCUGGUGUGUGUCUCUGUGUGUCUGUGUGUCUUUGUGUGGUGUCUUUGUGU
This is a messenger RNA of Anguilla anguilla (European eel), 5823 nucleotides long. RefSeq names its product leucine-rich repeat-containing protein 75A-like. The record is from RefSeq and is a predicted model, not a curated record. Bases 1480 to 2829 code for a protein of 449 amino acids. Lineage: Eukaryota; Metazoa; Chordata; Actinopteri; Anguilliformes; Anguillidae. The transcript has 4 exons.